This is a messenger RNA of Sycon ciliatum, 2802 nucleotides long. Its product is annotated as metabotropic glycine receptor-like. NCBI's taxonomy places the organism in Eukaryota, Metazoa, Porifera, Calcarea, Leucosolenida, Sycettidae. Gene Ontology annotation, biological process: G protein-coupled receptor signaling pathway. Gene Ontology annotation, cellular component: membrane. The record is from RefSeq and is a predicted model, not a curated record. Gene Ontology annotation, molecular function: G protein-coupled receptor activity. The coding region runs from base 185 to 2434 and encodes 749 amino acids. The transcript has a single exon.
UGCAUACCCGGGAGUGAAGUACACAGCUCCGAGAAUCUUUCGUUGUGCAACCGUGGGCAGGUAAAGAAAAGGGAGAAAUUUCUUGUUCGGCAGUUCUACCCUCUAAUAGUUGCAUAGGUUUCCUCCGCGAUAACAGAGAUACUACUGGCAUUUAGUUUAUAUUCUUGAAGCUUGGUGCGCGAAAAUGAAGUGCCCCGUUUGCAUGUUUCCGACAGCAAUUGUGAUGGCUGCAAUUGUUGCAGGAUUCUGUGAGGGUAUUGAGAUGUUGAGUGGAUGCAAGGUGUCCUCUCGGGAUGACCUAACCAACCGUGUCACCAAGAAGAGCCUGCUGCACUCGGUCGAAACACUCCUCCGCCAGUCGGAGAACCUGAAAGAGAGGCUGAAAGAGGGAAAAGGUGAAUGCAUUACACUCAGCUUUACCAACUUUGACAUUGACCUGGACAAGCUACGGGGCUACGCCGAUGUUGCUAUUCGCAAUGCACGCAUAGUCUCUGACAUGUACAACAGCAAGAGUGACUCGUUCCUCGAGGCGUUCGGCUGGCCCGGUAACAUCACCGACUUGAUGGCCGACAACAACUGUGCCAGAGGGGGAAAUCCCUUCUCCGGCGGGCAGCCAAUCCUGGCCAGUCUUACACUGUCUGCGCUGAGCGCUAACGUAGCCAUGUUUGCAGCUGGAUCAUGCCAAGCACCUAGCGAUGCAGACGAAAAGGCGGAAUGCUUCUAUCGCUACAGGAACCUAAGCAGAACAGAAAAUAAUUUUAUGCUCAAUACGGGCCGCUUUGUAGUGCUUGAGGAGGAGUGGUUUGCAACUCCUCGCAGGUUUGUCGAGGAGAUCAACGCAAAACUGAGCACCGGUCGUGAACUGAGCAAUGCGUCUCUGCCGGUGACGGCCGCAGUCCGUGACGUUGGCUCACGCAGCGUGCGUGACUUCAGCAUUGCCUACAGCCCAUUGCUCUGGACGGAUCCGUACUACGACUGUGUUCUGGGAUUCAUCUGGAUGAUCACGUACUCGGCACCAAUCAUCCGCACGCGUGACGACGGCCAGCUUGAGUUUGUAGGCAUGGCCGCCAUUGACAUCAACCUGUCAGACCUGGACCUGAACGAAUGCGGAAACGUCUCGAGCGGCGAAAGCGACGACGCUGGCGGUGCAAGCAGCGCAUCGCUUGCCUUUGACAAGUUCCGCAACACGCACCUCUGCGAGCCCGCCACAACCGAGUGUCGUCCACUUGCUGGCCUAGGCUUCAACUUUGGCUCGUACAGGUGCCAGUGUAAGAAGGGUUUCUAUCGCCGUGGCAACACCGGUGGCAGCCUCCCCGGCGAGGAACAGUACUUUAAUGGUGUUGAUAUCGAGGAUGCCACCGAUAUGGUCCGCUCGACCAGUGCGUGUGGCUGCUCUGCGCGUCAGGCAUGUAUGAGUACGACGGAGGAGAUACGGCGCAUCCUGGACGAGCAGUUCUCCUGCGUGCCAUGCCCUGAAGGCUGCAUAGAGUGCACGAGCGGAGAGGAAGUCUGCACGCUCCAGAGCAGCGCGGGUCUCGUUGCCUUUCUCACUACUCUCAACAUCAUAGCCAUCAUUCUGUGCGCCGCGCUGAUCGUGUUUGUGGUGCUAUCCCGGCACUCGCACUCGUUCCGCGCCGCAAGCUGGCCGUUCCUCGUCAUUAUGCUGCUCGGUGCUAUACUAGCUCUGCUUGGCGUGUCAAUGCCGGCGUUCUCCGGUGGCUUUUCUGCCCUGCAACCCAGUAACCUGCAGUGUGCGCUGGCACCCUGGUGCUACUUCAUGGGCUUCGCGCUCACCUACGGCAGCGUGCUCGUCAAAACCUGGCGCCUCUAUCAGAUCUUCUCCGGGCGGCGGUUCCGCGGCCGGAGCCGCGAGGUGCUGAGCAACGCCGACCUGGCUCUGAUGCUGCUGGGCAUCGCGGCCGUCUUCUUCGUUUUGCUCUCGUUCUGGACCGGUGGACUGCCCUCGUACGUCCAGCACUCGCGCACCUCCGCCGCCUCGCUGCAGUACAGCUACUGCUCGACAUCCUUUGUGGACAACGUCAUGCUCAUCGUCACGCUGCUCGUCGUCCUCCCGGCCGUUUACUACAGCUCUCAGCUGCGUAACCUCGUCGACGAGUUCUCCGAGACCAAGGAGAUCUUCGUCAGCGUGUACGCCUUCCUGGCGGUUCAGAUUCUCUUCUUGGUGGUGCGUAAUGUCUUCACGUUGCUGCCGGACAUGCGAUACCUGCUCGACACACUGGACGUUCACUUCUCUUUCAGCUUGCUUGUCGGCGUCUUCUUCUUGCCCAAAGUGCUGAGGUUGGUGAGGGGAGGUCAGUCGGGUAGUCCUAGCCGUCGCCACACAGCUACGGCUACACGUGUCAACACGUUCAGACGAAAGACCAUCACGCAGGUGCAGGAUGAGGGUGCUGACGAGGUUGACGAGACGAAAUAGCACAAGUGGUAUUCUAGCACCCCACACCCACCCACACCUACCCACGCACCCACCCACACACACACCCAUCAUGUGACACACCCACCCACACACACCCAUGCUCUGUAGUGCACUGAUGUAGCGUUGAAGAUUGCUUUUUUAAAUUCUUAUUAAUAUUAGCUUCCAGCCUCACACAUGUUAUGCUGUAGACUUUUACAUCAUGACCCGAAAAUCCACACCUUUUGUACUGUUAAAAAAUCUUUCUAUGGAAUGGCCAUGGUGCUGCCGAACACUUCUUUUGGUCAGACUCACGUUUCUUUGCUAUAACUAAAUACCCCGGCUUUGCUCUCCGCUCAUUAAUUUUAUGAUUGAAAGUUCGAUCACCUUGG